UAUAGGCAUAAUUAAACAUCUAAGCUACAAUUUAACAAUUUUAUUUCUUUAAUCGACACAUAUAAGUAUUGUUUACAGCAUAGCAUUGUGGAUAAACACUAAUUUCCUCUCAGGGUCUCUCAAUCAGACCACCAGUCCAGUUCGCACCUUGUUAACACCGCCAUUAGAUUUGCUUUACAUUCGCUGAUUGCGGAUUUACAUUUGCGACUAAAUAGGAACUCUUCACGACUGUUGACCGAAGACUCUGCCAACAUCAUAUAAAGCCCUGCCAAACUUCAUUCAGUCUAGCUCCAGCAGCCACAGACAGAGCAUCAUCUCUCGAGGAGCAGGUACUAUGUUGCGCGCAGUGAUCUGGAUCUGUGUGAUGGGGCUCUGCAUCUGUAGACCGUCUGUGAAUCAGCUGGACACUGAGGGUGCACAAGUGCGCUCGGAGGCCAUCAGGAGGCUCCUGGAGGUGUUUGGGAUGGAGGAUCCUCCUGCUGCUCUGGCUCGGGGACACAAACAGCCUCCUCAGUACAUGCUGGACCUGUACAACACCAUCGCGGAUGUGGACGGAGUCACCAAAGACCCGACGCUCCUGGAGGGAAACACCGUCCGGAGUUUCUUCAAUAAACUGCAUAGUGACCAAAUCGAGUUCCUCUUCAACCUGUCCACGGUGGCCAAGAGUGAGAAGAUCCUCACGGCCGAGCUUCAUCUGUUCAAGCUCAGACCACAAGCGUCGCUCACCUUCAACAGACAUCACUUCUGUCAGGUCAGUGUCUAUCAGGUUCUCGAUAGCAGCAAGAAGAACGUCUCACGAGGGAAUAAGCUGCUCUCGUCCAGAUUGGUACCCAUCCACUCCAGCGGAUGGGAGGUGUUCACCAUCACUCAAGCUGUGAGCAUCACUAAAAUCACACUUUCUGAAAGCUUUUCUGUGCCUUCCUUGUGCAAAUUCUCCUCAAUAAUAAAAAAUGUGUUUUAUAUCUCAAAGGCGCACUCCUGGAUGUCAGAUGAGGGCAGUCAUCUGGGGCUCCUGGUCUCAGUCAGGACUUUAGCAGGUCUUCAGAUGGACCUGAAAACCGUGCGUUUCGCAUCGGGUCGAAACCACCAUCAGAGUAAACAGCCCAUGCUGGUCCUCUUCACCGACGACGGCAGACGGGCCGCUUCUCUGGAGAUCACGCCUAAAGGUUCAGAUGAUUCUCCGGUUGGCCCCAGUCUCCCAUUUCCCAGCCUCCCUCUCUCAGCUACGGCUCGUCGCAGCGCUCGCUCCUUAGACUAUGAUGAGAGCGGGGAGAAGAUGCCGUGUCAGCGUCUGCCGCUCUAUGUGGACUUCGAGGAGAUCGGCUGGUCCGGCUGGAUCGUGUCUCCUCGCGGAUACAACGCUUACCACUGCAAAGGCUCCUGUCCGUUUCCUCUGGGUCAGAACAUGAGGCCCACCAACCACGCCACGGUCCAGUCCAUCAUCAACGCCCUCAAACUGACCAAAGGCAUCCAGACGCCCUGCUGCGUGCCGGACAAGCUCUUCAGCAUUAACCUGCUGUACUUUGACGACGAUGAGAACGUGGUUCUGAAGCAGUAUGAUGACAUGGUGGCCGGCAGCUGCGGCUGUCACUGACCAACCUCAUUCAUCUCUGACCUGAAAUCUGGACUGGAUCACGCUGUAAAUAAUGUACAUAGAGAUCAGAUUUUAAUAUAUGGAGGAGCUUGGGUUGGUCGCUUGUGAAAGAUGUAGAUUUGUAUA
Messenger RNA from Carassius auratus (goldfish), 1720 nucleotides. Its product is annotated as bone morphogenetic protein 2-like. Gene Ontology annotation, molecular function: cytokine activity; growth factor activity. NCBI's taxonomy places the organism in Eukaryota, Metazoa, Chordata, Actinopteri, Cypriniformes, Cyprinidae. The record is from RefSeq and is a predicted model, not a curated record. Bases 335 to 1594 code for a protein of 419 amino acids. Gene Ontology annotation, cellular component: extracellular region. The transcript has 4 exons.